Molecule: messenger RNA, 2693 nt
Organism: Neoarius graeffei (lesser salmon catfish)
Lineage: Eukaryota; Metazoa; Chordata; Actinopteri; Siluriformes; Ariidae
Gene: msrab
Product: methionine sulfoxide reductase Ab
Exons: 7
Coding region: 38-766 (242 amino acids)
Biological process (GO): cellular response to oxidative stress
Cellular component (GO): cytoplasm
Molecular function (GO): peptide-methionine (S)-S-oxide reductase activity
Source: RefSeq, a predicted model, not a curated record
ACGCAGCCACAGCUUCACCGAGACAAACCCGGAAGACAUGUUUGUUUAUUUCGGUAAAAGUCCAUGCAAAUUUCUUUCUGCAGUUUUUAUUCUGAGGAGCUCUUUGGCGAAUUUAAACAUGGGAAGCAAGUCGGUUUUGCCCACAAAAGAACAAGCUCUUAAAGGCAGAGAGGAGAAAAUGGUUGUGGCAGCGAAGCAUGCAGCCACAGGGAAGCCCACAGUGGAGCCGUUUCCUGAUGGGACAGACAUGAUCAUGUUUGGUAUGGGCUGUUUUUGGGGUGCAGAGAGACGCCUCUGGAAUGUUCCUGGUGUGUUCUCUACUCAGGUGGGUUACGCAGGUGGAUUCACCCCCAACCCCACCUACAAAGAGGUGUGUACAGGUCUGACUGGUCAAGCAGAGGUGGUGCGAGUGGUUUACUUUCCUAAAGACGUGAGCCUGGAGAAACUGCUGAAAGUGUUCUGGGAGAGCCAUGACCCCACUCAGGGUAUGGCUCAGGGGAAUGAUAAAGGUACACAGUAUCGUUCUGCUAUCUACACAUACAGUCCUGAACAGCAGGAGCAAGCCAUGAGGAGUAAAAAUGCUUACCAGCAGGUUCUGAAGCAGAAAGGUCUGGGUGAAAUCACCACAGAAAUCAGACAGGACACUGUCUUCUACUACGCUGAGGAUUAUCAUCAGCAGUACCUGCACAAGGUGCCUGAUGGUUACUGCGGGUUAAAGGGCACCGGGGUCACCUUCCCUCUCUGCUCCAACAAGGAUGAGCUUUAACUCCGAGGCCACUGGGGAUCACGUCUGCUUUUCUCGCUCAGGAUGUACCCCUGCUUGACCCCAAAAGUGGAAAGAGAGAGAGCGAGAAAGAGAGAGAGAAAGAAAACUGCACAUAAACAUUUAAUUCCAAUCCAUUUUAAAAUGCUGUGCAUACUGAAACACUUAUAAUCUAAUUUACUUCUAAAAUUCCUGCCCAAGUUUAAAGAAUUACAAGUUUCUAGUGGGAAAUAGUUUCUCCCUCUGAUUAUCAGCGUUCUGCACGUCAGUCUCCAUCUCAGCACACGAGGUCAAAGGCUUUUAAACUCGAGUCUUGUCUUCAUCUGUUCAGAAAUAAUCACUCAAUCAUUCAGUCAGUCGUCGUGGUGAUUUCACUCUGCCACAUAACCAUUCAAAAUAUUCAGUUGUGAAGAAAUCGCACUUGGAGGGUUUAAGGUAUCAGUUAAACUGGCUCCUUAAACACCAAGACUCGACUCGGGAGAGUUUUAGGGUGUUUUCACACUUGUUCCCUUUUAACCAUCUAACCGAACUCAGAUCCAUGACUCAGCAUUUUUUGCGCAUAUGUGAACACUCCAACCGUACCCAGACCCCUUUAAAGCGAACCAAACUGAGGGAGGUGGUCUCAGUACGGUUCGCCUAAUCUGUGCAUUGUGAACAAAAAGCGCACCGGGUUCACUUCGCCUUUUUCACUGUAGUUUAAACUCCUUCGUUUGCCGUAGUUGGUCACGUGACUGUAGCAGGGAAACUCAACUUCCUUUUGGAACUUACUACAGCCGCUUUACAGUUCUCUGAACUUACUGACUGAUGAGUCGGCCACAAUAAUAUAACUAUAUUAUAAAUAUAGUUUUAUAUAUAUAUAUAAAAUUUAUUUUCCUUAAUCCGCACUAUUUUGAUCAAAGAAUACAGCAGGGCAAGCAUGGCAGCAGACAUUUUGAUUCAAGAGAAAAUUACCCAGAAUUCCGUGCACUGGGGGUCUGAGGGCUCUAGAGGACCUGGUGUGAACAGAAAGAGGACUGAGGCCCCAUCAAAGCUCAACUGGACCAGAAAGAGAACCCAGUCCUCUUUGUAAUAAAUUCACAGUGUGAACACAAAAAGAACUGAGUUCUUUUUCUGUUGGUCCACUUUUUGGUCCACUUAAAGAGGACUGAGUCUGGUUCCUUUAAAGGGGACCAGGUGUGAAAACACCCUUACUGUUCAUCCGUCUGUAGACCUGAAUACAGCACACUGAAAUCCUGUUUCCCUCCGACUCCCCAUGGUGCAUUUACACAGCAAACCGAACAGAGUUAGAAAGCAACAGAAGAGAUGUCAGAGUACAGUGCUUUCCACAAUUAUUGGCACCCCUUGUAAAGAUUCAGUCAAAAGGGUUUUUAAAAAAUCCAUCUUUUGGUGAAGUCGCUUCAUCUCACAUUGGGAAAAAAAAAUGGAAGAAAUAUCCAACCUCUAGUUGAAAUAAAUUUAUUCAGUGAGAAAUAAUUAUUUUCAACAAAACUACACAUGCCACAAAUAUUGGCACCCCAGAAAUAAUAGUGAGCACAAUGUAACUGAAGCAGGUUUCCCAUUUAAAUUGUGAUCUUUGUUUUUGAGUUGAUUGGCGUAUGUAGGAACUUUUCAAGCUGUAAUCCAUGACUUCCUGAUUAACUGGGGAACAAAUAUGAGGUGACAAAUCGAGAGGCCAAAUUCCUUCAACAUCAACAUGGGAAAGAUAAGAGAAAGAUGAGAGAGAACAUGCAAACCAAAUGAGGGAGAGGAGUGUUGACCUUCAUAACUGUGGUAGAAAUGCCCCUUGAACUUUGGGACUUGAACCCAGAACCUUCUUGCUGUGAAGUGAUUGCGUUAACCACCUUGCCACCCCAGCACAAGUGUUUAUGUUUAAAAUAAUUAUUUCUUGAUGAAGGCUUUGUUUUUCUCUUAAUAAAUUUAUUUCAAUUAA